This is a messenger RNA of Theobroma cacao (cacao), 1818 nucleotides long. It is a transcript of the gene LIF2, whose product is annotated as RNA-binding (RRM/RBD/RNP motifs) family protein. Lineage: Eukaryota; Viridiplantae; Streptophyta; Magnoliopsida; Malvales; Malvaceae. The record is from RefSeq and is a predicted model, not a curated record. Gene Ontology annotation, molecular function: RNA binding.
AUACCAGCAAGCACGAAACCGCAGCGUAGCCCUACACUUUCCCAAUUAGGGUGGUUCUGGAACGAAGAAUCACUCAUCGUCGGAUAAUAAAACUCAGAAGAAUACGCACCGGAGAUACAAACCCAGCGAAAAUAUUCAACCCAGUACUUUUUUCAAACCCCACUCCCCCAAAAAGAAUAGAAAAACCCAUUAAAUCGAAGCUCACAAAGCCAAUAAAUUAUUAACUGUUAUUGGAUGAGCUAAACUGGGAAAAGAGGAAGGCAUGGCGGAGAAUGCAGAAGUUGAUGAGAGGGUGGAUCUCGAUGACAAUUACAUGGAGGAAGAGGAUGAUGAUGUUGAAGAGCAUCUAGAGGAGGAUGUGGUGGAUGAUGGUGGCGAUGGAAAUGGGGAAGAAAAUGAUGAAGAGGAGUAUGAGGACACAAAAUCUGGGGUGAGUGGAAAAGAUCAAUCAUCAGAAAUAGAAAGAAGCCACAUUGAAACAGAGCAUGUGGAAGAUGAAGAAAAGCCUGUCGCUUCUGUUAGUGAAGAAGAAAAAGAGAAGCAUGCUCAACUUCUUGCCUUGCCUCCCCAUGGUUCUGAGGUUUUCAUUGGAGGGCUUCCAAAGGAUGUCUCGGAAGAAGACUUGAGAGAACUUUGUGAACCAAUAGGAGAAAUUUUUGAGAUAAGGUUAAUGAAAGAUAGGGAAUCUGGUGAAAGCAAGGGUUAUGCUUUUGUGGCAUUCAAAUCAAAAGAGGUUGCACAAAAGGCAAUUGAAGAGUUACAUAGUAAAGAGUUCAGGGGUAAAACAAUAAGGUGUUCUCUCUCUGAAACUAAAAACAGAUUAUUUAUUGGUAAUGUUCCAAAGAGCUGGACUGAGGAUGAGUUCAAGAAAAUCAUUGAGGGUGUUGGUCCUGGAGUUGAAAAUGUUGAACUAAUAAAGGAUCCUCAAAAUACAAGCCGUAAUCGUGGUUUUGCUUUUAUCUUAUACUACAACAAUGCCUGCGCUGAUUAUUCCAGGCAGAAAAUGUCAAGUGCAAAUUUUAAGCUGGAUGGCAAUACCCCUACUGUCACCUGGGCUGAUCCCAAGAGUACACCUGAUCAUUCUGCUGCUUCCCAGGUGAAGGCUCUGUAUGUCAAAAACAUACCUGAUAACACUUCUACGGAGAAACUAAAGGAAGUUUUUCAGCGCCAUGGGGAAGUGAUAAAAGUGGUAAUGCCACCUGGAAAGGCUGGGAAGCGGGAUUUUGGGUUUAUACAUUAUGCUGAAAGGUCAAGUGCUUUAAAGGCUGUCAAAGAUACAGAGAAAUAUGAAAUAGAUGGCCAAGUCUUGGAGGUUGUCCUUGCCAAGCCUCAGACUGAUAAGAAAACUGAUGCAGCAUACCCUUACAGUGCUGGGCUUCAUCCAAACCAGCUUACGCAUCCUGGGUAUGGUGGUUUUACUGGAGCUCCAUAUGCUUCUGUAAGUGCUGGAUUUGGUGUUGCUACUAGUUUUCAGCAGCCAGUAAUAUAUGGAAGAGGGCCAAUGCCAUCAGGGAUGCAAAUGGUACCCAUGGUUCUACCAGAUGGCCGAAUUGGAUAUGUCCUCCAGCAGCCUGGAGUGCAAAUGCCACCUCCUCGUCCUCGAAGAGUUGAUCGGAGCAAUGGUCCAGGUGGACCAGCUGGACGAGGUGGCAGUAGUGGUGGCGAUGAUGGCAACCGCAGUAGAAGGUAUCGGCCCUAUUAGUCUGUAGAAGUGUAGAGACAUGUUGUAGCUUUUUCAGGGAAACAGGUGACAUUGUAGUUGGAUGACUGGUUAUGCAGAAGAAAAUAACAAACUCCUUAACUCUCUCUCCUCUUUCA